This is a messenger RNA of Closterium sp. Naga37s-1, 2496 nucleotides long. Lineage: Eukaryota; Viridiplantae; Streptophyta; Zygnematophyceae; Desmidiales; Closteriaceae. The record is from the annotation of a GenBank genome assembly.
AUGGGCAACUGCUGUAGCAGCGGUUUUUCUAACGACGACGCGCAUGCGGCGCCGGUGAAAGUGACUAAUGCGGGCGACAUUUCCGCUCAACCUAACGCAACCACCGAAGCGCGCCAGUUCCCUGCGGCUACCAUUCCGCAGUAUACGCCAUCCCCCGUGUCGCCCUACCGCCCAUUCCAUUCCGCGCCUAUCCGCGGAGCGACCCCCCACCAUUUUUCCGCCGUCGUUCCCGUCAGCCCUUCCCCCCCGCCUGCUCAGGUCCCCGGAAGCACAUUCACUCCACCCCCCGCCUCCUCCUUUCCCCCCUCCCCUUCCGCCAACCCUAAUUAUGGCUCCGCCGCCUCCCCUUUCGCCAGCCCUAAUAAUAGCUCCGCCGCCUCCCCUUCCGCCAACCCUAAUAACAGCUCCGCCGCCUCCCCUUCCGCCAGCCCCAGUGUUCGCGCAAAUGCCUUCUACGACUCCGCAUAUCAUGCUUCCGCUUCCGCCACUAAUUCAUCAGCGGAACCGCUUCCCCCCGCCAUAACCUCCGCGGGGUCUUCAGCCAACCAGUCCGCGGGCAGCUCCGCGGGGUCUUCCGCCAACCAGUCCGCGGGCAGCUCCGCGGGGUCUUCCGCCAGCCAGUCCGCAAACAGCUCCGCGGGGUCUUCCGCCAGCCAGUCCGCAAACAUCUCCGCGGGGUCUUCCGCCAGCCAGUCCGCGAACAGCUCCGCGGGGUCUUCCCGCGGAAGAAACUCCUCCGCUUCCCCCUCCGCCCUCCCUGUGCUCCGCGAGUUCAGCUUCGCGGAUCUGCACAUGGCGACGGGGGGGUUUGCGCGCGCCAUAGGGGAGGGGGGGUUCGGAAAGGUGUACCAAGGGCGGAUGGUGCUGCCUGCGGGCGGAAGCAGCGACACUGGCGGAAGGAGCACCGCUGGCGGGAGUUACGCCACAAGCGGAAGAAGCAGAGCUGCUAUGGGCGCAGCAUGCGGCGAGAUGAGGGAAUGUGACGUGGCAGUGAAAGUGAUGAAUGGAAAGAGUGCUACUCGUGACUUGACGAGCUUCAAGGCUGAGGUGGAAGCCAUGUCAGCAGUGAAUCAUCCCAACAUUCUAAGGCUGGAAGGCGUGGCGCUAAACACAUCCCAGGGGCCGAUGCUCGUGUAUGAGCUCAUCCCUGGAGGCGAUGUCAGGAACUUGCUCAAACAAGUCCAGAAGAAUGAUAUUUACUUCUCAUGGGAGAAUCGCAUGAAGGUGGCACUGGGGUGUGCCGAGGCGCUAGCAACCAUUCACGAGCACAAGUUCGUUCACCGCGAUUUCAAGUCGUCAAAUGUGCUUCUGCGAGAGGAUUUCACUCCGGUGGUGGCUGACUUUGGAUUGGCUCGCACAAUAGAGGACUGGAAGACACACGUGUCAACAAAAGUGGUCGGCUCGAUGGGCUACAUCGACCCGAUAUAUCUCCAGACGGGCCAACUAUGCCAAAAAUCCGACACGUUCGCGUUCGGCGUGUUUUUAUUGGAGCUUAUCUCAAGCUGCAGUCCCCUCAGCGCCGCCGUUUCCCCCCUCGCUCCACCCGGCGAGUUCACCUUCGCAGAGCUGCACGCGGCGACGGGGGGAUUCGCGGACUCACUGGCGGAAGGGGGGCAUGCAAGGGUGUACCGCGGGCGGAUGCUGCUGCCUGCGGGCGGAAGCGGCGCCACUGGCGGCGGAAGCAGCGCGGCUGCCGCUGGUUACGUCGCAGGCGGCGACGGCGAGACGAGGGAGUGCGAUGUGGCGGUCAGAGUGACGACAGGAGAACCAUUCACGACUCAACAGCUAAUUGGCUUCAUGGCUGAGGUGGCGGCCAUGUCAGCAGUGAAUCAUCCCAACAUUCUGAGGUUUGAAGGCAUGGGGAUUGACACGGAACAGAUGCCGGUUCUCGUGCAUGAGCUGAUCCCUGGAGGAGACGUCAGCGAUCUUCUCCGAAGAGUCCGGAGGAACGGAGCACGGUUUCCGUGGAAGGAUCGUGUGAAGGUGGCGCUGGGGUGUGCCGAGGCACUGGCUGUCAUUCACGACAAGGGGUUCAUUUACUGCAACUUUAAGUCGUCGAAGGUGUUCCUUCGAGAGGAUCUCACCCCUGUGGUUGCCGGCACUGGUCUGACUCGUUAUGUUGAGGAUUGGGAAAGACGUAACGAGUCAGCAGAAGCACUGGUCGGCGCGAUUGGCUCCAUCGACCCAAACUACUUUUUGACAGGCGAAAUAAGUCAGAAAUUUGACAUAUACGCGUUUGGUGCGUUUCUUCUGGAGCUCAUUUUCGGCUACAACCCCACGCUCGCACUGUAUCAAAAGCUGAAGAUUGUGGUCGGCCCCAAGGAUUUUGAUAACCCUUCUUUGGUUACAGAUCCGACCAUGGAAGGGGAAUGGGAAGUGGAGCAUGUUCUUCGAAUAAUUGCUCUGGCUCGCUCUGCCCUUAACUUUUACCCAACGGAACGGCCUCCAAUCAGUGGCAUCGCUGUAAGCCUCCGGGCACUUUGGAGCGAAAUGUAG